Pelobates cultripes (western spadefoot toad) is the source of this 186-nucleotide messenger RNA. The record is from the annotation of a GenBank genome assembly. NCBI's taxonomy places the organism in Eukaryota, Metazoa, Chordata, Amphibia, Anura, Pelobatidae.
ACAACAUGUAAACACCAACCAUCCAUCCCUACCAGCAAGGCGAUCAGAUGUUGGAAAAGCCCUACAAAACCUAAAAACAUUUCCCUAUGUUAUAAAGCUUGGGAAAACACUAUACCCACCACUACAUCAUACUGCAAAACGCUAUGGGAAACGGAUUGUGCAAUCCAACUCACAAACGACGAAUGG